Messenger RNA from Helobdella robusta, 1848 nucleotides. RefSeq lists its product as hypothetical. The record is from RefSeq and is a predicted model, not a curated record. The transcript is spliced from 5 exons. Gene Ontology annotation, molecular function: protein binding. Lineage: Eukaryota; Metazoa; Annelida; Clitellata; Rhynchobdellida; Glossiphoniidae. Bases 1 to 1848 code for a protein of 615 amino acids.
AUGAAGAAGAAUGAAAAUGACGCAGAAAGUAAUGAUGGUUCAACAGGAGAACAAAUUGUAUUAAUUUCAAAGUCAGGAGGUGGUCAUCAAGUUGACAGAAACAUGCUUCUUCGGACCAGUGGUUAUUUCCAUGGUUUGGCGAACAGUGGAAUGAGAGAUGCCCAUUAUAGAGAGCUUACUUUGGAAUGUUUAACAGAUGAAUCCUUAAUAGAAGUAAAAGAUUAUUUAUCAAAGUUGUCAACCAACGUGAUGGAAAACGGAGGUCCUCACCUGAAGUCGUUGAAUGAAGUGGAAGCAGGGUUGGAUGGCGCCUUCUAUCUAUUAAUCAAUGAUAUGAUUGAUGGUUACAUUGAAUUGUUGCUGAAACAUUUGGACGAGUCAACAUGUAUUCGUGUCUUGGACAUUGCAAACAAGCACGUUUUAAUUAACCAGGUGGUCAAAAAAGUUAUCAAAUACAUGUCGAAAAAUUUUAAAGAAAUCUCGGAAAGAUCCAAAACAUUAUUAUCACCUGACGAAAUGUUUUACUUGGUUGCAUCGGAGGAAAUAAAUGCAGACAGUGAGAUUGAAAUUUUUAAUCUGAUAAUCAAGUGGAUUUCGGAGGAUCAGUCGAGAAAAUGUUUUGCUGAAAAAUUGUUGACCGAAGUGAGGUACAAUCUGAUGACAACCAAUGAAAAACAAAAAUACACUGCCAUACUUCAUGAUUUGAAUUUAAAUAUUAGCUGUAGUAAAGAUAAAGAUUCAAAUAUUUCUCGUACAGUUGGUAUGCUCUUUGUGAUUGGAUCAACUGAAAAAAAGCAUCAGGCUAAAAGCUUUUUUAAUAUUCUGCCAGUUUAUGAUUUUGUUGAAGCUAGCACGAUCAGUGGUGACGGCACUGAACCAUCUCCAAUUAAAUUCAAACCAUCAAGAAGAAAGCAACCGCCAUUUGAUUCGUUUUGUUAUACUGCCUGUGUGGUUGACAACUGUUUGUAUCUGAUCAGAGAAGAAACCCGUAAUAAUAUGAUCUCUCGUGAAAGUUUUGUGUACAAUCCGGUUGAUGCAGUCUGGUCUAAGUGUCCCAACAUGCAUCUUCCGAGGCGUGAUUUCUAUUUGGGAGGACUAUCUGGCCAUCUAUAUGCAGUUUCGGGAAGAACUCGCCACGGCUUAACUCCAACAGUGGAAAAAUACGUACCGAGUGAAAACCGAUGGUACAUGGUGGAACCUAUACCUCUUGCUGUGACAUCUCUCGCAGGUUGUGUGUGCAAUGGUAUGAUGUUUGUUAGUGGCGGGGCUGAUGAAGAAUUCUUUGCACAGAAUCAGGUGUACCGGUAUGACCCUUCUUGCAACAAAUGGUUCUCGAGGGCUCCCAUGUUAACGGCUCGUUUCUCCCACGUUAUGACAUGCACGGAAAAUAAGAUUUUUGUCGUUGGAGGUAAAACUGAGGCAUAUGAAUCAGAGCCAUUUGAUUUCCUUAAAGAAGAAAUAAUGGAUGGAGAGAUGUAUGAUGUGGAGAGUGAUCAGUGGUCAUCUGUGUUGAAGCUGAAGUUACCUGUGUGUGACUUACCAUCCAUCACCAUCAACAACUUCCUCUACAUAUUUCAUGAUACUUCAUGCUUGUUAAUAAAACUUAAUUUGGGCAAAUACUUAAAGGAGAAGAAAACAUCAAAUGUAUCAAGUUCAUUAUCAGUGCAAGACAGGAAUGCUAACAAUAAUAAUGAUAAUCUUGUGACGAAUGAAGCAAUGGAACAGAAUUCUCCUUGCGUUGGUGCUCAUCCUGAUGAUGAUUGCCAAAUUUUGACAUUCAUGAAUCACAAUGGCAAAACUUGGUUUGAUUGUAGAUACUUUGGUGUCAUGCUUAUGUCGGAUGUUUGA